Messenger RNA from Abrus precatorius (Indian licorice), 1592 nucleotides. RefSeq names its product zinc finger protein ZAT4-like. The record is from RefSeq and is a predicted model, not a curated record. The transcript has a single exon. Bases 439 to 1356 code for a protein of 305 amino acids. Gene Ontology annotation, biological process: regulation of DNA-templated transcription. Lineage: Eukaryota; Viridiplantae; Streptophyta; Magnoliopsida; Fabales; Fabaceae.
AAGAUAUUUACAUUGAAUUUAAACGAGCAAAAACCCAUUUAUAAAAUUAUUUUUCCUUCCAACGCUGAUUUGGAGAAGCCACAAAGCAAUUAAUAGAAAAAGGUUAUUCGAUUUGGGCAGCAAGGUUUGCAUGUUACUUAUAGCUCUUUUCCUGUUCACGAUCACACUUUCUUAAUUUUGGGCGCUGAAUAAUUAAUGUCACUGUUAUAAUGUGUUUUGACAUUUUAGCUUGCACACACAAGUCAUAUUUUUAUAUGUGCCCCCCAAAAAAAGUCAUAAUUUUUGGGUUGUGUGUCUUUUGGUGGAGGAAUGCUUGUCACCUACUCCUUUUAAGUCCCCAAUUCUCCUAAAAAACUUUUGAGUGAGAGAGAAGAAGAAGGGAAGGAGUAAGUAAAAGGGUUCUUCUGUUCUUCAUCUUCUCAACUUGUGUGGUGGUUGAUGAUGGAAAGGCACAAAUGCAAGCUUUGUUCAAGGUCAUUUGCAAAUGGUAGAGCCUUGGGUGGACACAUGAAGGCUCACCUUGCUACUCUUCCCCUUCCACUUAAGCCUCAAACAUUCACUGACUCUGCUAGUGCUACUUCUUUGUCAUAUUCCUCCUCUUCUUCUUCUUCAGAAUCGGAACAGGAAGAAGACGAAGAACAAGUGGUGGCAAAUAGAGAAUCAGAGGAAAAGUCUCUGAUUUACGGGUUAAGGGAGAAUCCCAAGAAAAGCUUCAAGCUUGCAGAUCCUGAGUUCUCUUCUUUUGCACCUGAUACUGCUUCUGUGGUCCAAGACAGAGAGAGCGAGACCGAGUCAAAGAACCCAACUGGCCAACGAUCCAAGAGGAACCGCAAAUCCAACGUGGCCUGUUUCAUGGUGUCCACAACGCCACCACCCACCGACCCAGAGCCUCUUAGCUCCGUUUCUGACACUUCCCCUGAAGAAGACGUCGCCAUGUGCCUCAUGAUGCUCUCUAGAGACAAGUGGAAGAGAAACAACAAUGUGGUAGAGCAAAGACCAAACGGGAGCUUCAACAAAGAGAUCAAGUUCAAGAGAGUUCGCGGGAACCUCCGCUGUCACAAUUGUGGGAAAUCCUUUCGAUCUUCUCGAGCAUUGGGUACUCACACAAGUAUAUGCUUUGAAGCAGGGCCUAAAGCUGAAGGAAAUAAUACUACUACUACUACUAAUAGCAAAAGCAAGGUUUUUGAAUGUCCGUUUUGUUAUAAGGUGUUUGGGUCUGGUCAAGCACUUGGUGGACACAAGAGAUCUCAUCUUAUCCCUUCUUCUUCAACUGCUAAAUACAAAGAGAGCUUCAUAGAUCUCAACUUGCCAGCUCCGGUUGAAGAAGAUGACCUUAGUGUUCUUUCUGAUGCCUAAUUUACCCCUCGCUAUGUUUUAUUGGGUAAAGUGAAUUUUUCUUUUUUAAAAAAAGUAGGUGAGAAUAUUUGUUUAUGUUUAUUGAUAGAUCAAAAUGCUUUUGAUUCUACAACAAUGGUAGCUGAGUAUAAGUUAUGUUUUCACUUUUCACCACUGGCUGCUAUGUCUAGUGUUACACAGCGAGUGAAUUGCUAGUUAACAGUUGAGUUUUAUUCGUUUGUACUCAACUCGGUUCA